Messenger RNA from Xiphias gladius (swordfish), 2427 nucleotides. RefSeq names its product tropomyosin 2 (beta) (gene tpm2). The transcript has 9 exons. Gene Ontology annotation, molecular function: actin filament binding. Gene Ontology annotation, biological process: actin filament organization; muscle contraction. Bases 189 to 1043 code for a protein of 284 amino acids. The record is from RefSeq and is a predicted model, not a curated record. NCBI's taxonomy places the organism in Eukaryota, Metazoa, Chordata, Actinopteri, Istiophoriformes, Xiphiidae. Gene Ontology annotation, cellular component: actin filament.
CACACUGAAAAAAAGGUCUGGGGCUCGAGCAGCUGGUAUUCCAUCCUCGAGCUCUCCCUGAGCCGCUCAGACAAGCCGCACGCGCGCUCCUGUCCACCUCCGUCCUUGUCGCAGACCGGUGCCUCUGUCUCCGUCGGGAUAACCGAGCACAUUUCUCCUUUGUUGCCGAGAACACACGCUGACCAAACAUGGAGGCCAUCAAGAAGAAAAUGCAGAUGCUGAAGCUGGAUAAGGAGAACGCGAUAGACCGGGCAGAGCAGGCUGAGGGGGACAAGAAAGGAGCAGAGGACAAAUGCAAACAGCUGGAGGAGGAGCUGCUGGGUCUGCAGAAGAAGCUGAAAGGGGUGGAGGAUGAGCUGGACAAGUACUCGGAGUCCCUGAAGGAUGCCCAGGAGAAGCUGGAGCAGGCAGAGAAGAAGGCAGCAGAUGCUGAGGCAGAAGUGGCAUCUCUAAACAGGCGUAUCCAGCUGGUGGAGGAGGAGUUGGACCGAGCUCAGGAGAGACUGGCUACCGCUCUGCAGAAGCUGGAGGAGGCUGAGAAAGCUGCAGAUGAGAGUGAGAGAGGAAUGAAGGUUAUCGAGAACAGAGCAACGAAAGAUGAGGAGAAAAUGGAGAUCCAGGAGAUGCAGCUGAAGGAGGCCAAACACAUCGCUGAGGAAGCCGACCGCAAAUAUGAAGAGGUUGCACGUAAACUGGUGAUCCUGGAGGGUGAUCUGGAGCGCUCGGAGGAACGCGCUGAGGUGGCCGAAGCUAAAUCAGGUGACCUUGAGGAAGAGUUGAAAAAUGUCACCAACAACUUGAAGUCACUGGAAGCCCAGGCUGAGAAGUACUCACAAAAGGAGGACAAAUAUGAAGAAGAAAUUAAAGUUCUUACUGACAAACUGAAAGAGGCUGAGACCCGUGCAGAGUUUGCAGAGAGAUCUGUGGCCAAACUGGAGAAGACCAUUGAUGAUCUGGAAGAGAAACUGGCCCAAGCCAAAGAAGAGAACCUGGACAUGCACCAGGUGUUGGACCAAACCCUUCUGGAGCUCAACAAUCUAUAGAGACCUCUAUAGAGCCGCCUGAAGGAUGGCCCAAAAGAUUGCGCAAGGCAAAAAAAAUCUCCAAUCCAAAGCUCCCAGUAUACACACUUACAGAUAGAAUCUUAGUGUAACAUCAACGGUUGUUAAAAACAAAAAAUAGAAGUAAAUGUUAGAAUUGGUUCAGAUAUAAAACUGUGGAGGCCCUGAAGUGAAAUGAACAAGAAAGUUUCUACUGCAAACUGAAAGCUAUUUUGUGUGCACUAGGAACUGUUGCAGGCACUGCAUAUUUCAUCAGAAGUUAUCUUAUCAUCACUAAAAAGUUCCUUGCAUGCACAUGUAACUACACUAUCUUGUGUACACUAGAAAGUCACUCGUGCACAAAUAUCUUUGUUUGUACUAGAAAGUUUCACUUGUUUGACCAAACAUAAUGAAGCUUUUCUCAUUGGACACAGUCAUGAAUGUAUUAGAGCCCACUUAUGUAUUGUAAUCUUUUAAGAGUAACUACACGCUAAAUUGUUUUUUUGCAAAUGCAUAAUCACAUCGUUUUGUCGGCAUAUGAGGUUCUGCUUAAAUUUAGCUAGUUUCUGUCUGCUUGGAUUUGAAACCGCGAAUACUCCAAGGGCUGUACAUUGAUCACACACUACAUAACUACAGCUUCCUCUGUUGCAUUUUUUAAAAAUAUGCUGGGAGAGAGGCAUCUGGCAUAAGUCUAGUUAUAUUUUAAGAGUAAUGAUAAGCAACUGCACACAAGAAACCAGUCUCCUUCACACAACAUAGUUUCUAGCAUGCAUUAGAAACCUUUUGUUUUUUUUUUCAGGUUUUUUUCCUGUUCCCUCAAGAAAAACAACAGCAUUAGUUGUUGGCCUAUGUUUAAGUGUCACUGAUAGGAACCGUGUGAAUUAAUCCUUAGGAGGCAGUUGUUAGUUCCCCUUUUCUUACCAAGUCAUUUUUAUGCUUACACCAAUCGAAAUUUUAACCACGGGGGGGGGGGGUUGUGUGGAGGAUUUGUUGAAAUGUCUUUGCUUACCCUGUGCAGCAACAUUCAAGUUGUAUUGCCUUCAAAACCACAUGUAGUGUGUGUGUUGUAUUGUAUAUUUUAUAGUAAAUUUAACCACUUCUAAACAGGCUACAUUAUUUAAAGGCAUUUUUAGGAGGUAAUUUUUUAAGCGGGUAUUUUUUUAGGUUAAAAAGUAUGACACCUCAGUAUUUGAACUAAAAAGUCAACAUUAGAAUAUUAAUUGAAUUCAAUUGCUAGUUGAACAAACCAGUGGGAAUAUGAGCGUGGGACAGAUUUUCCAUGUUAAAAGAUGAAACGAAUGAUGUGCUGGGAGCUGCAACACUGACAGCUUUAUAAAUUGUUUAAAAAAAGUGCAUUCCUGAAAUAAUAAACAUCUUAUUUCCAAGA